Molecule: messenger RNA, 755 nt
Organism: Dermacentor silvarum
Lineage: Eukaryota; Metazoa; Arthropoda; Arachnida; Ixodida; Ixodidae
Product: mite group 2 allergen-like Ixo r 2
Exons: 4
Coding region: 181-615 (144 amino acids)
Biological process (GO): sterol transport
Molecular function (GO): sterol binding
Source: RefSeq, a predicted model, not a curated record
UCCUCGAUGCACCUUGACCUGCGGCUAGUGAGCGUUUGAAGCUGAUUUCGCUGAUGCGCUCCUAACAGGCGUAUAUAUAUUGAAGCGGCUCUAGAAGCGAGCAAAAGGCCCAUAGCGACACUAACAGAGCGCAUCGUAUAUUAUCUCCAUUGCCAAGAGAUUCAGAACUCGCCAUCCAACAUGAUUCGCCUAGCUGUCGGUCUUCUUCUCUGCGGUUUCGCCCUUGGACAGCGCAGGGACAUCAACUACGAAGACUGCGGCAGCCAGGCAAAGGUUCUCUCAGCCCAAAUGGAGCCGUGCGACUCCGACCCCUGCGUCCUCAAGCGUGGCACGAAGCCCAAGAUAUACUUCACGCUUACCUCUGAUCAAGAUACCGAGAAGGCCACACUGGAUGCCAAGAUCGACUUGUUCGGUAUCAUGGUUCCGAUUCCCGGCUUGGAGAAUGACCUGUGCAAGAACAUGGUUCAGUGUCCGGUCUCCAAGGGCCAGACCUACUCAGGCACCAUGGAAGUGUUCGUGCCUCAAUUCGCACCAAUUAUGAAGAGUCAUGUCUUGCUCAAGGUGCUGGGAGACAAGGGCGUCAGCUGUCUGCGCCAAGACGCCUGUGUUGAUUGAAUAAACCGUCGGCCACAGGCUCAGUUUCCCUGCGCAUUCGUCCACCACUCAUCAAGCGAAUGCACAGUGCACGUACGAACUGCAUUUAUCAGCAGUCUCCUCAGUCCAUCUAAAACUCGGCCUAAAUAAAUAUCCCAUGA